Molecule: messenger RNA, 1005 nt
Organism: Guillardia theta CCMP2712
Lineage: Eukaryota; Cryptophyceae; Pyrenomonadales; Geminigeraceae
Exons: 4
Coding region: 1-915 (304 amino acids)
Molecular function (GO): sphingomyelin phosphodiesterase activity
Source: RefSeq, a predicted model, not a curated record
AUGACAUUCUCGGGUAAGUGGUUGUUUGAUGGGAAUGAUCAUAAGAAGGACCGCUCAGAAAAGCUCAUGGAGCUUGUGAGGAACUAUGACAUCGUACUGCUCAAUGAGCUGUGGGGGUGUUGGUGGUCAUCGUAUCAUACACGGUUCACGAAACAAGCAGUUGAAGAAGGGUAUCACGUUGUAACGACUCCUGUUGGAUUCUUUUUCGAUACUGGAAACGUCAUCAUUAGUAGAUAUCCAAUCCAGCAUGCGAGCGAGGUCAUUUUCAGGAGCACUGCUGGCUGGCAAAAAAUGGUUCCCAAUGGAGCUUUGCAUGCUGCCUGCAAGCUACCGUCUGGAAAUCUACUGCAUCUUUUUACUACUCACUUUCAGUGUGAUACAGCACCUCCUACGGAAUUGAUGCAAUCUUCAGGUCCAAGUGGCACAUGUGAUUUGGAAUCAGGGGACAGUCUAGACAACGGCAUAGGGAUCAGCGUUGUGAAGAUGCUGGAGGAAAGAAGCGAAAUGAGUUGCGGCACUGUUCGUGAACAACAGUUGAAUGAAUUGAAGAGUUUCGUUGAUAGGACAGUCAAGAAAGAUGGCUUGUGGCUUGUAGGAGGUGAUCUCAACAUCGUGGGCGGCUCGGACGAAUAUGCCCACAUUGUCCGAACCUUUGGGAUUGACAGUGUCGGGGCUCCAGAUUUCGAACCUACGUACAACACACAUUCUUUCCUCACUCCUCCAGGAUGGAGAGGAGUCGAAUUCAACGUUUGCCUGGAUCAUAUCCUGACAAACCUUGCUGUACGGAAAUUCUGCGUGCUUCCUGAUGAUGUCAGUGACCACAAGGCUCUUGCCGUUGUCGUUCAAGACAACAGCGACCCUCUAAUUCCCGAGAGUGAGGUUGUGGACUUGCAGAGUGCUGCAGUAGAUUCAUAGGUGCCCUGACAUACAUGUGCCGGGGUUGUUUUUUGUACAGUAACCAAAUGUAAAGCUGAGCAAGGAAGCAAUAAAGGUCUACCAAAUCCG